Messenger RNA from Xenia sp. Carnegie-2017, 1913 nucleotides. RefSeq lists its product as uncharacterized. The record is from RefSeq and is a predicted model, not a curated record. Lineage: Eukaryota; Metazoa; Cnidaria; Anthozoa; Malacalcyonacea; Xeniidae. The transcript is spliced from 4 exons. Bases 267 to 1337 code for a protein of 356 amino acids.
CGAGAGUCCUGUCGUGAAGAAGCGUUAAAUAAAAGAUUGCAGUUAGUAGAAUCAGUUCGCAGAAUAUAGAGGCCAGAUAAAAGAAACUCAGAGUCGAUACUGUCAAAACGGAAAUAAUUCACUGAUCAAGAAAUGAGAGACGACGAAAUCAACAACAUAAACACGCAUUACACGAAAACAUUAUUGUGAAUCAGAUAGCGUUGAAAGAAGGAAUUUCAAAAUACAACUUGGCGUUAGUAGAUUCAGACAAAUAUUACUCAUCAAAAAUGGCAAUGGCACAAGAGAGCGAGAAUACGCAGAUGGACAUUGAAGAUAAAGUUGAUGAAUAUACAAAACAACUGACAGCAAUACCUGUGCAUAUGAAGACGUUUGCUGAAUUACUUAGUAUACUUUACGACGACAAGAAAUUUGACAGCUCAGUUGCCAAAAAAAUAAAUGUCGACUUUCUUAAGGAUUUUGAAAAGAUCCGAGACGAAAUAAGAGAUGAUGCAUUUAUAUACAUAAAAGUCCACCUUCCGCAAGUGGAAAAGAUAUUAGCCUGUAUCCAAUGUUUCUUUCAAAAUUACAGAGUUUUAUCGUACAAUGAUUGGGUUGAAAGUUUAGAUGACUCUGAUAAAGAAGUUCGUGAAAACAAAACACUUGCAACAUUAGUUAUGGAAUUUCACCAACAAAAAUCGACAAAACUGAAGGCAGAUCAAAACAAAAGAUUAAAUGAAACUAGUGCAAAUCUUCAGUUAAAUUACGAGUUACAAGAAAAGAUAGACACUUUCAAUGAAAAGGCGAAGCAUUAUAAACGUGAGCCAAAAAUUUCGUUCUUUCCCUUAAAACAAAUUUGCAUGUGGAUUGAUAAUUUUCUGAAAAAUAGAUGGUUAAAAAAGGCUGCUAAUGCUGAAAAAGAAUUAAAUGAAUGGAAGGACAAAAUUUUAGACGUGACAAACAAUAUGAGCAAAGCAUUAGAAAAAUACAUGACUGCUGUUGAGCAAGUGGCAAGCUUAUUUAAACUCCUUCAAAAAGAUUUAGAAGACUCCAUAAAAGCAAGGAAAGACAAAACUCGUAUGUCCAAUAUGAAACGUCAUUAUUAUGUUAUGCAAAGAAAAAGCGGAAACAUCGAUCAUCAAAUUGAAAAGUUCUUUGCAUCUUUACCAGGCAUUCACACCGCCAUCGAAGCAAUUCCUGUGAAUACGUUAGAAAGAGCUAAACAAAUGGAAUUAAAUAGCAUGGCAGUCGAUAUAAUUGAUACCAUAAGUUUGCAACAAUCGUUCACGCCAGCCCUAGUUUCACCUGACGCAGUUGAAAACAACGACGAUUCUAUGAGUUUAUUACUUUACCAGCUUUGAGAAUUUAGUAAGAUUGCAUGUUGAUUCUAAACUUUUAUGAAAAUCAUUCAUCUCAUGUAGAUAGCCAUGCAGAGGGGAAAAGUUACAGACUUUAAAUAAAUAUGUAAUAACAAGAACCAUAUAACUAGCUAGUAAAAACCUUUUGAAACUUAGAUGAAAAACAUUCAUCAGAAAGUAAGAAAACCAGCCAAUUCCAAAAGACUGCAUAAAGGUCUAAGAUAACUAAAUAUAUUUAUGUGAACAUUAAAAUACCCACUAUUGAAGCAAUUGAGCAAAAAAUAGUGAUGAUGUUGCAAUUAUAUUGGAUGGAAAAAAUACUGUCAUUUAACUUCAAUAGCGUAUACAAAGAGGUUUCCAUUGAGCUGGCACGAUUAUCCAUAACAAUAGUUCAAAUCAUAACGUCUAAGCCUCACCUCAUGAAAAAUAGAGAUGUUAUUAGAAAUAGGGAGCAAAUAAUUGUAUUUUCACAAUCAUUAUGUAUAUAUAAUUGUGUAUACAACAGCUACAGCUGUUGACUGCCGUAUUUGACUUAUCUAUAAUCUAUCGACAAAAUUUUAAAUAUAUCCAUAAAAUUAA